Molecule: messenger RNA, 2532 nt
Organism: Xiphophorus hellerii (green swordtail)
Lineage: Eukaryota; Metazoa; Chordata; Actinopteri; Cyprinodontiformes; Poeciliidae
Gene: fah
Product: fumarylacetoacetate hydrolase (fumarylacetoacetase)
Exons: 14
Coding region: 192-1286 (364 amino acids)
Biological process (GO): homogentisate catabolic process; L-tyrosine catabolic process; L-phenylalanine catabolic process
Molecular function (GO): fumarylacetoacetase activity
Source: RefSeq, a predicted model, not a curated record
UAAAAACAGAGAAAAAUGAACAGUGAACAGUGAAAAAUCAAUAUGAGUGGCGAAUCAACACAUGAUGUGAAAGGGCGGCGCAGCAGCACGAUGAGUAAAGAUUACUGUUGCCCAGACAUCGCAUUGGUGUUGCAAUUGGAGACCAAAUCCUUGACCUCAGUGUGAUAAGAUCUCUGUUUAUAGGACCUGUAAUGUCCAAACACUGUGAUGUCUUUGACCAGCCUACACUAAACGCUUUCAUGAGUCUUGGUUAUGAAGCCUGGAGUGAGGCGAGGAGGACGCUGCAAAAUCUGCUGUCAGACAAUGAGGGUAUUCUGAGAGAUAAUGUCAACCUUCGGAGCAGGGCAUUUGUCAGUCAAAGUGAAGCCAUCAUGCACCUUCCUGCAGAUGUUGGUGAUUACACUGAUUUCUACUCCUCCAAGGAUCACGCCACUAAUGUCGGCAUCAUGUUUCGAGGAAAGGAGAACGCUUUGAUGCCAAACUGGUUGAGGCUUCCAGUGGGAUACCAUGGCAGAGCAUCAUCACUGGUUGUGUCUGGAACCCCGAUUCGCCGCCCUUGUGGCCAGAUGAGGCCUGAUCAAACGAAACCGCCAAUAUUUGGUCCUUCCAAGCAACUGGACCUUGAGCUUGAGAUGGCAUUCUUUGUUGGUGGAGAAAGUCAACUGGGGGAGCCUAUUCCCAUCAACAAAGCCCAUGAACAUAUCUUUGGGAUGGUACUUAUGAAUGACUGGAGUGCUAGAGAUAUUCAAGCUUGGGAGUAUGUUCCUCUUGGACCUUUCCUGGGAAAGAAUUUUGGGACAACAAUCUCACCCUGGGUUGUGCCAAUGGAAGCACUUUUACCUUUUGCAGAGUCUAAUCCCUUGCAGGAUCCCCAACCUCUCCCAUACCUACAACAUGAAGAUGGAUAUACCUUCAACAUUAACCUGUUUGUGUCACUCAAGGGUCAGAACAUGACUGAGGCUGUAAACAUCUGUAGUUCAAAUUUUAAAUACAUGUACUGGACAAUGAAGCAACAGCUCACACAUCACACAAGUAAUGGCUGCAAUGUCAAACCAGGAGACUUACUGGCUUCCGGUACCAUCAGUGGACCCAACCCUGGCAGUUUUGGUUCCAUGCUGGAGCUGUCUUGGAGAGGGUCAAAGAGUAUUGACAUUGGAGGAGGAAAAACUAGAACAUUCUUGAAGGAUGGAGAUGAGAUCACCAUCACAGGUUACUGUGAAGGAGAUGGAUACAGGGUGGGGUUCGGACUCUGCAAAGGAAUCAUCCUCCCAGCCCUAAAUUACUGAAACUAACAGUUAUUGCUGAAGUCAUCAUUUCACGGAAUAUAUAUAUAUAUAUAUAUAUAUAUACAGUAUAUAUAAAGCCUCAGUAAACAACAUUAUUUGUUUUUGUAUCCCUCGCUCAAUAAAAACCAGUUCACCUUAGUCUCCACAGCAUCAGCAUUUUCUAAACUCAUUCAAAACUGCAUACUAUAGAUAUGGUUUUUACCUCUUAAAGCUGCAAUAUGUAACUUUUACCAAAAUUUGGUCAAACUGUCACCAUGUUUCGACAAUAUAAUAUGAGACAGAUAAUCUGUGAAAAGAUUGAGCUCCUCCACUUCCUCCCAGUAGUAUUACUACUGUUGUCUGCAAAACUGCACCUCUCCCAAUCAAAAAACAAUCAAUCGAAGCCAUGAGGAAGAUCUUAGGACUGUUAAACAUGCUUAUGUACAGUAUGUACUACCUAAUGUGUUACUGACGAUGAGACAACUUACUGUUCCAGGAAAACGAUUUAUCUGCCGUCAUCAGUGAUGAUGCUAAAUAGUCUUAGCAAGCUCCAUUGUGGUGACCCAGCUGUUGGUACCAGACGGGACAGGGAGAUGAUGUGAGCAGCAUGUACAUGAGGUGACUGACAUCUCUAAGACCUCCUCCUGGUACUGAUUUGUUCUUUCUGAUGGAGCAGUGUAUUUCUGUAGAUCAAUCUCUUUCAAACUGUGGUCCUCAAGGUACUGCAUGUAAACAACCUUUUAUCUUACAUAAUGUGAGCACAAAGUGCAACUCUAUAGUUAACUCACCAAAGGAUUGUGUUUAAAAAUAAUAAUGAAGCUUGCCGAGAUGUUCAGAUGUUCUUGUUCAACAGUUUUUUUAGUUGUACUGGAAAAUGAUGUUUGUGUCUUAAUUUCCCAAAUACUGAAUUUGAAUUGAGAAUGGAGCAUUAUUUUUAUAAAUAAUAAACUGAAGCCUUAUUGUAAAUUCAAACUGGAAGACUCUUCAGCCCUACCUGCGUUACGUUCAUCUGCUGCAGCCUAUCAACAUCAGACCAUGCCUCGUCUUAGCGAGUCAUCAGUCAACAUUCUGUUUAUAAGGACCUUCAUCCAUGGCACCAUGUGUUUUCCAGGGGGGAAGAUGUCACCAAUCAGCAUCGCAAAAUGUUCAUCCAAGCUUAACGCAAUUCACAGCACAGUGUCUUUUGUGGAGGUCAGAGUUCCUUCUCCCAUAAAUGAAUUUGUAAAAAAAAAAAAAAUUUACUUUAAGAAUAAAACUUUUUAAUCAC